This is a messenger RNA of Rhipicephalus sanguineus (brown dog tick), 857 nucleotides long. RefSeq lists its product as uncharacterized. NCBI's taxonomy places the organism in Eukaryota, Metazoa, Arthropoda, Arachnida, Ixodida, Ixodidae. The record is from RefSeq and is a predicted model, not a curated record. The coding region runs from base 83 to 802 and encodes 239 amino acids. The transcript has 3 exons.
UUUCCAUUGGAGAGUUUCCUUCUAGUCAAGCAAGUGCUGCUCUCACUUCGUGUACCUGCGACCACAGAUCAGUACUUCCAACAUGCGUAACAUUUAUUUUAUGCUCGUAUUGGUCAUUGCCGCACUUGUGCCAGCAUGGUCGUACCACCUUCAGAAAAGGUCCCUGAAACUGAUUCGAGUGCAGUGCAACCUGCCUUCAUUCCACUUGUACAGGAUCCGCUUUAUUGAACAAGCUAAGGACGAAGGGGACACUGAAGACGACGACCACGGUGACGACAGCACCGAUGACGUCGACGGGGACGACAAUGCCGAGACUGGCGGUGAAAGUGACGAAAGCGAAGAAGACACUACCCCCACCGAUGCUCCUUUUACCACUCCUCUUAUACUAUCCACGGAAUAUUCUGCGUCGACAAAGGAUACUACGGAAUCUACCGGUACAUAUGCAACUUCGACUAGCCCCUCUGAGCCAUCAAAGGAAGACUCGGAGAUCACGAAGUCUACCCUAGAAUGGACUAGUACCUAUGCGUAUCCAACCACUUCGUAUGUGCCAUCAUCACAGGAUGACUUGAAGUCGACACAGGCAGCUACUAAACCCAGUGACAGCUAUUCACCUGCGAUUCGUCCAUCUGCGCCAUCACAGGAAAACUCGACGUUCUCAAAGGAUUCAAUAGAUAGUACCAGUACUUAUUCAUCUUCAACAGUUUCUUAUGUGCCAACAGCACAGGAUGCCCCGAAGUCCACCAAGGUUGCCACAGUGCCAACCGGCGCUGGUGUAUCCUCUACUACUGCUUCUGGGCCAUAACAAGAUGACUCGAAGCCAUGACAGGCUCCCCGACAACCUAAAAUAGGAACAGAGG